AUGUCUCAGGUACCUUCCACUUCAACGAACGAAAAGUCUCACGCAGAACUCUCGGAAAAACCAAUUGUGCCUCCACCCCGAAGUUCCAUCGAUACCAUCACCGAUUCCGAGACUGCGAGAGAGAACGCGAGAAAUGGGAAUCCCAAUGGCUUUGCGCGGCCGACCAGUGGGGUCGAUGUCAAGGCUGCGGAGGAGGAGUUUGCGCAUCUGCAGAGGGAGUUGAGUGGGAUUAGUCAGGCGAGUAUGCGGUUGAGUAGGAGUCAGAGCAAGGGACAGAAGCGAGAGAAGGAUGUCGAGAAGGUGGCGGCCAGUGAGAGUACGACAGAGGGAGAACAGUUUGAUUUGGAGCAUACGUUGAGGGGGAACCAUACUGCGGAGCAAGAAUCCGGCAUACGAUCAAAACACAUUGGUGUAAUCUGGGAGAACCUAACAGUAUCUGGUACCGGCGGCAUCACAAAUUUCGUCAAGACUUUCCCCGGCGCCUUCGUUAGCUUCUUCAACGUGAUCGAGACGGGCAUGCACAUCCUCGGCAUCGGCAAAAAAGGGCGCGAAGUUAACAUCCUGCAAAACUUCCGCGGUCUCGUGCACCCCGGCGAGAUGGUCUUGGUUCUUGGCCGACCGGGUUCAGGAUGUACGACAUUCUUGAAAGUCAUUGCGAAUCAGAGAUUCGGAUAUACGGGUGUGAAUGGGGAGGUGUUGUAUGGACCGUUUGAUGCGAAGACGUUUGCGAAGCAGUAUAGAGGCGAAGCGGUGUAUAACCAGGAAGAUGAUGUGCAUCAUCCUACGCUGACAGUUGGCCAGACGCUGGGGUUUGCGUUGGAUACUAAGACGCCGGGGAAGAGGCCAUUUGGCAUGUCAAAGGCGGAUUUCAAGGACAAGGUUAUUACGAUGCUUCUGAAGAUGUUUAAUAUCGAGCAUACCAGAAAUACUAUUGUGGGCAAUCCGUUCGUGAGAGGUGUCUCUGGGGGCGAGCGAAAACGAGUCUCAAUCGCUGAAAUGAUGGUCACAGCAGCCACUGUCUGCGCUUGGGACAACUCAACUCGCGGCUUAGACGCAUCCACAGCUCUCGACUACGCCAAAUCCCUCAGAAUCAUGACAAAUAUUUACAAGACCACCACUUUCGUCUCAUUGUACCAAGCCAGCGAGAACAUUUACAAGCAAUUCGACAAAGUCUUAGUAAUCGACGCCGGACGAGAAGUGUAUUUCGGACCAGCCAGUGAAGCGAGAGCAUAUUUCGAAGGCCUUGGCUUCAAGGAGAAGCCGAGACAAACUACGCCUGAUUAUUUGACGGGCUGUACGGAUGAAUUUGAAAGGGAAUAUUCGGAUGGGAGAUCGGCUGCUGAUGCACCACACAGCUCGGAAACCCUGGCGCAAGCUUUCAUUGAUUCAAAAUUCUCGAAACAGCUUGAUGAACAAAUGACUCAGUAUCGAAAGAUCAUUGCUGAGGACGAGCAACGACAUGGAGAUUUUGAGGUUGCAGUUGCCGAGAGCAAACGCAAAGGGGCAUCGAAAUCCGUUUACAGCAUUCCUUACUACCUGCAAAUAUGGGCUUUGAUGCAGAGGCAAUUUCUGAUCAAAUGGCAAGACAAAUUCUCUCUGACAGUCAGUUGGAUCACGAGCAUUACCAUCGCGAUUGUCCUCGGUACAGUCUGGCUGAAUCUGCCAAAAACUUCAGCUGGCGCUUUCACACGAGGCGGUCUCCUCUUUAUCAGUUUACUCUUCAACGCUUUCCAAGCUUUCUCUGAGCUAGCGAGUACCAUGAUCGGUCGCCCCAUCGUCAACAAGCACAAAGCCUACACAUUUCACAGGCCCUCAGCCCUCUGGAUUGCACAAAUUAUCGUCGACCUAGCAUUUUCCGCCACCCAAAUCUUGAUAUUCUCUAUCAUCGUCUACUUCAUGUGCGGUCUCGUGCGAGAAGCCGGCGCCUUCUUCACCUUCUACAUUGUCAUCGUGAGCGGUUAUCUUUCCAUGACACUUUUCUUCCGGACUAUCGGCUGCUUCUGUCCAGACUUUGAUUACGCUAUCAAAUUCGCCGCUACGAUUAUCACGUUGUUUGUUAUUACGUCCGGGUACAUUAUUCAGUACCAGUCCGAGAAGGUGUGGUUGAGGUGGAUUUACUGGAUUAAUGCGCUGGGCUUGGGGUUCUCAGCACUGAUGGAGAACGAGUUUAGUAGGCUUAACUUGACAUGCACGGCUGAAUCGUUGAUUCCUUCGGGGCCGGGAUACACCAACAUCGACAACCAGGUCUGCACUUUGGCUGGUAGUGUUGCUGGCACGGACCUUGUGUCUGGUUCUGCAUACAUCACCGAUGGAUUUUCAUACAGCCCGAGCGAUCUCUGGAGGAAUUUUGGCAUUAUCGUUGCCCUAACCGUUGCCUUCCUCAUCACUAAUUCGACUUUGGGCGAAUGGGUGACUUUUGGGGCAGGCGGAAACGUAGCCAAAGUCUUUCAAAAGCCGGACAAGGAGAGGACCGAACUGAAUGCUGCGUUAAUAGCCAAGCGUGACCGGCGAAGAACUCAGAAAGGCGAGGGGGAGGCAUCGGAAAUCAAUAUCAAUUCCAAAGCAAUCUUGACUUGGGAAGGGCUGAAUUACGAUGUCCCAACUCCUGCCGGACAACUACGACUCCUAAAUAACAUCUAUGGUUAUGUCCGACCUGGCGAACUUACGGCUCUUAUGGGUGCAAGUGGGGCUGGAAAGACAACUCUCCUCGAUGUCCUGGCCUCAAGAAAGAACAUUGGUGUCAUUACCGGCGAUGUUCUGGUUGACGGCAUCAAGCCAGGCACCGCUUUCCAACGAGGGACGUCAUACGCCGAGCAACUUGAUAUUCACGAGUCGACUCAAACCGUCCGUGAAGCUCUUCGCUUCUCUGCAAAUCUUCGUCAACCCUUUGAAGUUCCACAAUCCGAGAAGUACGCCUAUGUUGAAGAAGUUCUCAGUCUCCUAGAAAUGGAAGACAUGGCUGACACUAUCAUCGGUGAUCCGGAAUCUGGUCUGGCUGUUGAACAGCGAAAACGAGUCACCAUCGGUGUCGAGCUUGCGGCUAAGCCUGAACUGCUUCUCUUUUUGGAUGAGCCUACCUCUGGUCUCGAUUCUCAGUCUGCUUUCAACAUCGUUCGGUUCUUAAAGAAGUUGGCUGGCGCUGGUCAGGCCAUUCUGUGCACUAUUCAUCAGCCUAAUGCCGCUUUAUUUGAGAACUUUGAUCGGUUGCUACUACUGCAAAGGGGUGGGCAGACUGUUUACUUUGGCGAUAUUGGGAAGGAUGCUUGUGUUUUGAUUGAUUAUUUGAGGCGGCAUGGUGCCGAGUGUCCUCCGGAUGCUAAUCCUGCGGAGUAUAUGCUGGACGCAAUAGGAGCUGGACAAGCACCUCGGGUUGGCGAUCGAGACUGGGCCGACAUCUUCUCCGAGUCCCCCGAAUUAGCCAACAUCAAAGACCGCAUUACUCAAAUGAAAUCCGAACGUCUCGCAGAAGUAGGAAGCAACUUCAAGACCGACGAGCGAGAAUUCGCAACCCCCCUCAUGUACCAGUUGAAGAUCGUACAAAAGCGCACGAAUUUGGCCUUCUGGCGCUCCCCCAACUACGGUUUCACCCGCCUCUUCAACCACGUCAUCAUCGCCCUGCUCACCGGCCUCGCAUACCUCAACCUCAACGACUCCCGGCAGUCACUUCAAUACCGCGUCUUCGUCAUCUUCCAGGUCACCGUCCUGCCCGCGCUGAUCCUCGCACAGGUCGAGCCUAAAUACGCCUUAUCCAGGAUGAUCUACUAUCGCGAAGCCUCGUCGAAAAUGUACGGCCAGUUUGCCUUCGCAUCUUCCCUCGUCGUCGCCGAGCUCCCAUACUCUAUCCUCUGUGCUGUCGGCUUUUUCUUGCCACUUUACUAUAUGCCUGGCUUCCAGCACGCUUCUUCCAGAGCGGGGUAUCAAUUUCUCAUGGUUCUCAUCACGGAACUGUUCUCUGUAACACUGGGCCAGAUGGUCGCUGCUAUCACGCCGUCCCCGUUCAUAGCCGCCUUGUUGAACCCAUUCAUCAUCAUCACAUUCGCCCUUUUCUGUGGCGUCACGAUCCCCAAGCCCCAGAUCCCUAAGUUCUGGCGCGCUUGGCUGUACCAACUCGAUCCCUUCACGCGACUCAUCGGCGGCAUGGUCGUCACGGAGCUCCACGGGCGAACCGUAACUUGCACGAGCACAGAGCUCCGGCGCUUUACUGCUCCCUCGGGCCAGAACUGCGGAGAGUACAUGAGUAACUUUUUUGAGGGGGGAGGACCGGGAUAUAUUGUGAGCAAUGCCACGAGUGCCUGUGAGUAUUGUGCGUAUAAGGUCGGUGAUCAGUUUUAUUCUGGUCUGGGCUUCAGCUUUGAUAAUCGGUGGAGGGAUCUGGGCAUUCUGGCUGCUUUUGUGGGGAGUAAUUUGUGCUUGUUAUUUUUGGGUUCGAGAUACCUUAAUUUUAAUAGAAGAUAG
Messenger RNA from Hyaloscypha bicolor E, 4455 nucleotides. RefSeq lists its product as uncharacterized. NCBI's taxonomy places the organism in Eukaryota, Fungi, Ascomycota, Leotiomycetes, Helotiales, Hyaloscyphaceae. Gene Ontology annotation, biological process: transmembrane transport. Gene Ontology annotation, cellular component: membrane. Gene Ontology annotation, molecular function: ATP hydrolysis activity; ABC-type transporter activity; ATP binding. The coding region runs from base 1 to 4455 and encodes 1484 amino acids. The transcript is spliced from 5 exons. The record is from RefSeq and is a predicted model, not a curated record.